UUCGCUCCAGAAGAUCGAAAUGCCGGUGAGAAGCUGUGAUCUUCACUGGAAUCGCGCUGUUGGGUAGUCUCCUCUCUCGAUUCGCCCAUCUGGGUCGAUUCAUGCGUCGCCAGUCAUGCCACUCUCCUUCAGCAUCCGGGACCUCGAUCCAGAGACGAGCAGCCCUUCCGGCGCGGGUACCGCGGGCGGUACCGCCGGCGCCGCCAGCGGCACGCCGCAGCUCAGCCCCAGUGUCGUCGUCAUCAUCGUUCUCAUCACGGUGGUGUUCUUCCUCUCGGGAUUCCUCCAUCUCCUCGCGCGCUGCUUCGCUCGCCCAUCGGCAUCCACCAACAAUGGCCUCUCGCGGCGGAACAACAGCAGUGGGUCGCUCAACUCGCUCCAGGGCCAGCUCCAGCACCUCUUCCACCUCCACGACUCGGGCGUAGAGCAGGCAUUCAUCGACGCGCUGCCCGUCUUCCUGUACCGCGCGGUACGCGGCCUCAAGGAGGGGGCGGACUGCGCGGUAUGCCUCAACGAGUUUUCCGGCGACGAUCGUUUGCGCCUCCUCCCCAAGUGCAGCCACGCCUUCCACAUCGAAUGCAUCGACACUUGGCUGCUGUCCCACUCCACUUGCCCGCUGUGCCGCUGCAGCCUCGUGCCCGACGCCUCCAGCUCAGGCUGUACCGCGGCGGUACUGGGCGGUAUGAGGGUCGAGUCCUUCGGCGCCAGUAGCAGCGUCAGCGCCGCCAGCUUUGGGGCCGAGUCCUCCAUGGCCGAGGAGGGAGGCGUGGGAGGAUCGCUAGAUCUCGCGGGCGGCCGCCAGGAAUCGCUGCGAGUGGUGCCAGUCAAGCUCGGGCGCUUCUGCCCAGCGGCAGCAAACUCGGGAGAAGAAUCGGCAGCGCCCUCCGAGACCGCGGCGCUGAGCCGGCGAUCCUACUCCAUGGGAUCCUACGAAUACGUCCUGGAUCCAUCCACUGGCGGCGCGGGAGGAGGAGAGCAGCAGCAAGUCGCACUGGUGGUGAUUGCGCCGACGCCCAUGCACAGAAAGUGGCCGCCGCCGCCGCGCGGUACGCCCGGGCACCGCGCGGCACUGUCCGAGUGUAUACCCGAGCGCGAGGGCGGCAGUCCGUGGGUCACCAUCGACAUUGAUCCGCGACCAAUGCUAGCGGCCGGCGGUACGUCGCGGGCGUCAUCGUUCCUGAGCUGGGCGCCGUGGAGGAGGAACUCCAAGGCGCCCAGCAGCGUAGGCGAUAAGAGCUUCGAUUCGGACAAGGUGAAAUCCUUCUCGUUCCGGCUGAAUGUGGAUCAAGGGCAGCAGCAGCACGAGGAGCCGCAGCAGCCGGCGGUGUGGUGGUGGAAGAACAGGGGAAGCUCGCACGAGCAGCAGGGUAGUACCGCUGGCGGUACCGGUGGUACCGCGGCGGUAUGCAGUUGGGACCAGGCGUCGGUGUGUAGUACGAACGCGGAGAUGAAGAGUACGGGCUCUGCGACAUCAUCAAUGACCACCGUGUCGAUUGCGAGGAGAACGCUGCAAUGGUUAAUGGGUAGAGACAAACACCAUCACCGAUCAUCGGCAGAGGAGAUCACUGGUCACUGAUGGAACGAAUCGAUCUGGGUUUUCUCCUCGCAUUCUCUGAUUGAUUGAUUGAUCGAUUGAUUGAGCGAUCGAGCUCUAGGAGUGAGAUUUUAGUUCUCCUGUUCGUUCCCAAGAGAAGCUAUGAUUGGAUCGAUCGUUCUCUUCUUUUUUUCUCUUUCUUCACUGGAGGACGAAACUAGUCUUUUUCUCGUACGGGGAUUUCGGAAGUGUUUGUUUGUUUUACUUUGGCUGUGGAGAUCUUUGUCUCCAGAAGGAAUGGAAUGGAAUUUCCCUUUUCUGGAAGCUUGCUGUGACUACUUUGCUCGACGCAGCCAUCACUGACAAUGCCGUGGAAAACGAAAACAAGAGAAAAAUGGAUUGUUUUGAGUUUUUCGGUGAUUGGGAUUGAGAGAACCGGUGGUUUUGUUUGCAGUGAGGCGAGAAUUCAGUGUCUCGAGUCAGGUAAAAAGCUGACGAACACAGUUUUUACUGUAAAAAUGAGUUUUUUUUAUAUACAAGUUCGCUUUUUUUUU
Messenger RNA from Selaginella moellendorffii, 2088 nucleotides. RefSeq names its product RING-H2 finger protein ATL46-like. The record is from RefSeq and is a predicted model, not a curated record. The transcript has a single exon. NCBI's taxonomy places the organism in Eukaryota, Viridiplantae, Streptophyta, Lycopodiopsida, Selaginellales, Selaginellaceae. The coding region runs from base 116 to 1576 and encodes 486 amino acids.